Molecule: messenger RNA, 2834 nt
Organism: Symbiodinium sp. CCMP2456
Lineage: Eukaryota; Dinophyceae; Suessiales; Symbiodiniaceae
Source: the annotation of a GenBank genome assembly
GUGCAGAGUGCACGGCCGACACCGUGAAGACCGUGAGCGUGUCUGGUGGACUGUAUGUGUACAUGGAGCCUACAUGUGUGAACCUCUUCUUCUUCAACGGCCAAGAUGCGAAAUUCUGUCAGCUGGCAUGCUGGGAAGCUGGCGUGGGCUAUGAAGGCGACGACUGCUCCUACGGCCUGUGGCAUGGCGAACGGCCGUGCAACUACGAUUACGAGCGUGUGCGCUUCGCCACAGCUGAGAAGAUGUUUUGCAAUGAGAAGUUGGAGAACUACGGGUGCCAAUACAACGACGAGCAUGUUUGGACUCCGGAGACUUGCUCCUACGAGGUCAUUGUCCACGAGGAUGGAUUGGUCAGUUCCAAUUGGACAAGCAAGACCAAGCAGAAUAAGAUCAAAGUCUAUUGGCAGGACCGCUUGUAUCAGUAUCCAAAAGUAGACAACGGCCAAUGCCCAUCAGGCUGUGUGGUAGCUGAUACGGCGUGCUCUUGCGACAUGACAGUCGAAACCAGGGUGGCUUUCGCUUCCACACCGACGGCCAGUGAAGUUGCCAAGUUGAAGAUCGGGGCCGCCCCACCGAGCAUCGCUUGCUCCUCAAACUGUCAAGGUGAAGUGCGUACAUACUUUCUCAAGGGCCAGUUUGAUGAGAGCACCGUCUUUGAAUACGACGGAGCCUUCUACAAGAAUUCGGAAAGUGUGGUGAAGCUGGGCAGCUAUGAAUUUCGCAAUCCUCCAGUCUUCAUGCCAACGAACUAUGCUGAACCAAAGCACGCUUUGGCAGAGAUAGAAAGCUUGCUCGACCAUCUCUUCAACCAUCCAAAUACAGCCCCUUUCAUCAGCUACCGCUUAAUCCAGCGGUUUGCAAGCUCCAAUCCUUCCCCGGCAUUCGUGCUCGACGUGGCCACUGCGUUCAAAACUGGUCGCUACAACGGCAAAGUGUACUCUGGGAAGUACGGGGACUUGGGUGCCACGUUCGCGGCCAUUUUGCUGCAUCCUGAAGCCCGAGGCCAAAGCACGCCUUCCAAUGGAGCACUCAGAGAGCCUCUUCUGAAGCUGAUGCAUUUGAUGCGAGCCAUGGAGUACAAAGACCAGGCGGAGAGGAUCGUCAUGAUUCAAAACUUGCAAGACAAGAUCGGUCAGUGGCCUUUCAACCAUCCAUCGGUAUUCAACUACUACCUGCCGGAUUUCAAGCCAGACAAUUUCCCGCAAGGAAUGGUUGCACCGGAGUUUCAGAUUUUCACUCCACCCAUGGCUAUCAGUUUCAUCAACGGACUAGCCUCCUUGAUCGAUUACGGGCUGGGCGAGUGUGGGCGAGGCUUUGGCUUCUGGUCAAGCAAUUGCUCACACGGUGUACUCCAUGUGGGGGAGUUCGAAUGCCUUCAACCCACAAUUGAGCAGAUGGACCUCCUCCUUACGGGUGGGCGAUUGCACAACAAGGAGUUUAUCAAAGCCGCAUAUCAAGAGGCCGACGGAGCGGACCGGUACAAGGUGGCGCAGAAGGCGGUCAUCCUCAGUCCAGAGUUCAACAUUCUGGGCAGCUCGCUUCCGCUCGGACCGCGUCCUCCUCCGGUACCAAAGCCUGAGCAGCAGCCCCGAGACUACAAAGCAUUGAUUAUGGUGUUUUUGAACGGCGGCGCUGACAGCUACAACAUGCUCGUUCCGGUUAAUUGCCCUCUCUAUGAUGAGUAUCGCACCGUGCGCGAAAACAUUGCCAUGAAUGUUGAGGACCUAAACCUAAUCGAUGCCAACAAUCAGAACUGCUCGCAGUUCGGAAUUCACUUCGCCUUGCCGACUUUCAAAGAGCUGUACGACAGCAAAGAAUUGGCAUUUGUUGCCAAUGUUGGCUCCCUGGUCGAAGCCAUGGACAGAACAAAAUGGAGAUCUGGAUCUGGUGAGAAUUGUGUUGGCCUCUUCUCUCAUUCAGACCAGCAACGUGCAGCCCAGACAUUGACUUGCCAUUUGGCCUCCGCCUCUUCCAAGGGUGCUGGAGGCAGGAUUGCCGACGCGUUAGCUGGCGGCAGCAGUGCGAUGAAAACCAUGUCCUUCAGCGUUGCCGGAUCGCAGCCGUGGCCCCAAGGCGUCGAGACCAAUGCGGAAAUCAUCAAUAACGGUCAGCCCAUUGGCAUCGAGAAAAGAGAGCAGCUGCAAGUUGUCAUUGACAAUAUCACCAGCAUCCGGCAUGGAAACAUCUAUGGCGAAGAGUACAAUCAGCAAUUGUCUGCAGCUUUGGCCUUCAAUGAGCAACUCAGAAAAAGCUUGAAGAAUGUGGAGUUGAAGACAUCGUUCUCGACGGAUGGCCGCGGGCUGACCCGACAGUUGAAGGAGGUGGCUCGAUUGAUGGCAUCCCGGGCUGAGAGAAAGGUGGAGAGGGAUUUGUUCUUCGUGCAGCUUGGAGGCUUCGAUACACAUGCAAGCGUAGAAUGGAAUCUCAGGCGUCGUUUUGAGGAAGUGGAUCAUGGGUUCAAGCGGUUCGUUGCAGAGCUCAAAGCCCAAGGGAUCUUUGAUUCCACUGUUAUGGUCACACACUCCGAUUUCGCUCGCACGCUGACGCCCAACAGUGGACAAGGCUCAGACCAUGCAUGGGGUGGGAACUACAUCGUCGCCGGCGGUGCUGUCCAGGGCGGCAAUAUCUUCAAUUCCUUUCCUAAGUCCUUCUUGCCCGGAGCUGAGCAAGAUGCCGGUCGAGGACGGCUCAUCCCGAAGCACCCAUGGGAAAACUUCAUGCGGCCAGUUGCCGAAUGGGUCGGACUCGAUGAGUCACAGCUCUCUGAGGUGUUUCCGAAUAUUGGGAACUUCGACUCAUCCCAUUUCAUCGAUAAGGCUUCAUUGUUCAAAUGA